CUUUUUCAGUCAUCUACACUGGUCAUCACUGUCCGCUGUGAGCACCCCAGGAAGACAUGAGGGACAAGAGCCUGAUCAUUCUGGGGGUCGUGACCUUUUGUGUGUGCGUGUCUACUGCAGUGGAGGAGGAUAUUCUACAGCUCAACAACGGCAACUUCAAUAAGGCUUUGAGGGAGCACAGUGAGCUGCUGGUGCACUUCUACGUCCCCAUGACUGCAGAUGUCCAUAAAGUGUCUGAGGCCUUUCAGGAAGCAGCUGCAGAACUUCAGGGGUCAGAGGUCAGGUUUGCCAUGGUGGAUAUAGUAAACGAGAAAGACUUGGCUAAAAAGCUGAACGCCACAGAGCCCCCCUUCAUAAGACUGUACCUGUCUGGAGACAAGCACAAUCCUGUACCAUGCCCUGUUCCUAAGACGUCCUCCUCCAUCCUGACCUGGCUAAAGAGGAGGGCGGGCUCUCCUACUGACAUCAUCACAGACAACAUCCAAUCAGAUGACCUGCUGGUGGUUGGGUUCUUUAAAGAGCUGAAUGAUGCUUACAUCCAGGUGUUUUAUGAGGCAGCAAUAGACCUCCCUGAACUGACCUUCGCCCUGACCCAGAAUAAGGAUGUCGUCAGUAAAUAUGACCUUGUGGAUGAUGUCAUUUUGGUGCUUAAAAAGUCCAGGCUGAUGCAGGCUUACAGAAUGAGGCCGGAGACGACUAAAGAGGAGCUCAUUUUGUUUAUUACCGUCUUCCAGAUGGACCCAGUCACUGAAUAUUCAGGAGAGACUGCUUCACAGAUCUUGAGCUCUCCCAUUCCAAACCAUGCACUUUUAUUCAUCAGUAAAACAUCUCCAGAUUAUGAAAAGAUAUAUAUCGCCUUCAACCGCUCUGCUGCUGCCUUCAGGUUAAAAAUUUUGUUUGUCCUGGUGAAUGUGGAUGAGUCCCGGAACGGCCGCCUCCUGGAAUACUUCAGAGUGCGAGACUUCGAGGCUCCUCUGAUCAGAAUAGUGAACCUGACUGAUCAUGUGACCUACCAGCUGCCCUCGCUCACUCUGGAUGUGGACACCAUCGGCGGCUUCUGUCAGGACUAUCUAAAUCGCAUUGCUAAGCCAAAGCUGCAGAGUGAGCCUGUUCCAGAGGGGUGGGAACAGGAGCCGGUGAAACAGCUGGUGGGGUCCACUCUAGAGAAAGUGGCUUUUCACCCAAACAAGACCGUCUUUGUCCUCUUUUACCUGCCAUACAGCCCACAGUCCCGCGCUGUGUUCCCGCUGUGGGAGGAGUUGGCAGAGGCGUUUGAGGACCAGGAGGAUGUGGUAAUCGCUCGUAUGGAUGCCUCUGCCAAUGACAUCAACAUGUCUAUGCACCGCCAGUACCCCUCGUUCUGCCUCUUUCCUGCUCUGUACGCUGAAAGGGUGGUAGUUUACACUGGUAAGCACCAACUGAAGCACCUGGUAAAGUUUGUACAUAAAGAAAUGGAGAAAGCCAAAAAAGACAGAGUUAAGGAAGAUGAAGACAGAAGGAAAUACAUGGAUUCCUUGAGAGAAGAAGAAGCCAAAAAAGCCAACCAAAGUAAAGACGAGCUUUAACAAAGCUUAAAUGUGGCAACAGCACAAGACAUAAAAUGCCCUUAACCACCCCAUUUGGAGAAAUCUGCCUUUUUACAUUAUUAAAAUGUUUUAAGAAGUUAAGCAGAAGUUUGUGUAUUUUUUAAUUCAUGUUUAUUUUGUCCCUAUUUAUGAUUCACAAACGUGGGUAGUAUUUAUAUUAGCCCAUUUGAGUAACACUAUAGCCAACCGAGCAGGUAAUACAUGAUUU
Periophthalmus magnuspinnatus is the source of this 1794-nucleotide messenger RNA. RefSeq lists its product as uncharacterized. The coding region runs from base 57 to 1565 and encodes 502 amino acids. Gene Ontology annotation, cellular component: endoplasmic reticulum. Gene Ontology annotation, biological process: protein folding; response to endoplasmic reticulum stress. The transcript has 11 exons. The record is from RefSeq and is a predicted model, not a curated record. NCBI's taxonomy places the organism in Eukaryota, Metazoa, Chordata, Actinopteri, Gobiiformes, Gobiidae.